Molecule: messenger RNA, 2359 nt
Organism: Hylaeus volcanicus
Lineage: Eukaryota; Metazoa; Arthropoda; Insecta; Hymenoptera; Colletidae
Exons: 2
Coding region: 906-2045 (379 amino acids)
Source: RefSeq, a predicted model, not a curated record
CAUUAACAGUAUAUCCUAGGAAAUACGCAGGUUCAGAAUGGUCGUGAAUAAUAUGUUUAACACGUUCACGCCGUACAGUGGGUGUUGUUGAUCCGAAAACCCGAACAAAUUAAAUAACGAAAUGUUCUGAUUUUUAUGAAAUUUCGUAUAGCCGAGGUUUUUCGGUGCGCCAUUUACGAAUCUGAAAUCAAAAUUUAAAAAAUCAAAAUGACGGAUGCAAUACGAUCGACUCGUAUGCCAAAAAGUUAUUAGAUUUCUAUGAAAUUUCGGUCUUUCGGUUUUUCGGUCUGAUAUGAAAAUUAUUUUUUUUAUUUUUCAUCAUUUUUGUCCGCGUUCUCGGGUCAAAUCACCCAUUACGCGCCGGCGCUGUUUUUUUAUGUUCCCCGCCAUGGGACGGCGUGCGCAUUCAUGCUUUACUCCAUCUAACGGCGAUGAUUUCCUCGUUUCUCGCCCAUGGUCCCAUGGUUCGGCGAUCGUAUUUCAUCGUAUUCAAACAUUCUGACUUACUUACUAUAUAUAUACUCUCUUGAUAUAUUGACCAUGUACUUUCAAACUGGAGCAAACCUUUAUUUGUUAUUAGUAAAUAAACUUUGUUAUUUUUUAAUGAUUGGAUGCCGAUAUCGAAGUAGAUCGUCCCGACUAGUAAUAUCCCUGUGAGUGAUGAAUGUGGAUUGUUGAAAAAACUAUGAAUGCAAAGUGUUGCCAGAGACAACACUUUGUUACUGUUAGAACGUCAAAACCAAUUGUAUUUCACGUGUUUCCAGUUAAUUGUUCAAUUAUUAUAUAAUAUAUAUAUUCAUAAAGAGGGUUCAUACUAAAUACCCUCGAGUGACAUUUUUCGAGCUCCGCUAGGCUUCUGCAAUAACCUAUUCGCUGUUACAACUUCGUGUUGAAAGUAGGUAACAAUGGAUAUAGAAGAAAGUAUUUCAUCUGACGAAUCAAUAACGAGAAGCACGAAAGAUGAAAAACCAAGGGUACUGUCAACAUCUUCGGACAAGGAUUUCGUUCACGCGCAGAACGAUCCACUAGUUAACCAAGAGUACGAGUCUACCAUAAAGGAAGAAGAUUCCGACUCGGACUCGUCGUCAGAGGAGGACGAAGAAGAUACGCAAUGGCAGAGAAUAAGAAAAAGACGUUCGAUAGCAAAUGAAUAUUCGGAAGAAGAGAAACUUCUAAUCGAAAACGUUGAUUGCAACGAUCCUUUUGCUCUAUUCAAAGUUUUCUUCACCGACUACAUAGCAGGAAUAAUAGUCGAAGAAACAAACAAAUAUGCAGAACAAUGUAUGAAUUCUUUAUCGAGCAGGAGAAGACACCAACAGGCUUGGCAACCCGUUACAAGAGGCGAAAUUAAUACGUUUAUUGGUAUAUUGCUAAUCAUGGGUGUUGUGCAACUGCCAGAAAUUAGGCUACACUGGUCUAAAAAGACCAUGUAUAUGAACACAUGCAUAAAAAAUAGUAUGAAACGUGAUCGAUUUUUAUCUAUAUUGAAACAUUUACAUUUUUCGAACGACACAACAGCUGAAACAGAAGAUCGAUUGCAUAAAAUUAGAAGUAUCGUGGAGAAAAAUUUUUUCUACGAUAACGAAACAAAGAUUAUUAAUUUAUACGAUCAAUUGUCAUCUUACUAUAGUUGUUUGCGGAAAACAGUCAAGUGGUACCAAAAAAUUAUAAUACAAUUAAUAUGCGGGACAUGCCUAGCGAAUGGAUGGUAUAUAAAUCAAAGAUGGGGUACCAAGUACAUUAAUAUUUUACAAUUUAGGGAACAAAUUAUUGAUCAUCUGUUAACCAAUGUUCGCGACAUUGAAAAAAUGAAUAUCGAAAAACCAGCAGUUUCGAAUAAAGUUUCACAUUUUCUCGAAUCGUGUAAAGAGCCUGCGAGAAAGUCAAGAAAAAGAUGUAGGCAAUGUUAUAAAUGGUUAUGCGAAACAAAGGGUAGAGAUUAUGCCAUGAGUAAGGCAAAGAGAGUGACGACUUAUUGCAAUAGUUGUAAGGGCCAGCCAGCUCUCUGUUUGACAUGUUUUAAAAAAAUACAUAGAAAAGAUUAACGAUAAGUUAGAAUUAUAAUAUUCAAUUAUCUUUUUACAACCGAAUUUUUGUUAUUUACGUUUAUAAUAUUAUUUCUAGUUAUAUUUAUAAUACUCGGAUCAAAUAAAGUAACUCCUACUUUUUUCAAUUAAUAUACGUUAAAUUUCUAUUGUUUAAAUUUUCAACUGUAUGGCGGUUUUUUUUUUUUUUUUGCCGUCUGAUAGAACAUUCAAGUAUGUACCACCGGUGAUACGCGCCGCCUGAUGGUGCACGCCGGUGUGAACGUGUUAAUGAGAUACAAUAUUCUUCUACAAAUAAAGAUAUAGACUAUAAA